This is a messenger RNA of Hipposideros armiger (great roundleaf bat), 555 nucleotides long. It is a transcript of the gene BZW2, whose product is annotated as basic leucine zipper and W2 domains 2. The coding region runs from base 118 to 540 and encodes 140 amino acids. Lineage: Eukaryota; Metazoa; Chordata; Mammalia; Chiroptera; Hipposideridae. Gene Ontology annotation, cellular component: cytoplasm; membrane. The record is from RefSeq and is a predicted model, not a curated record. The transcript is spliced from 5 exons.
UAACCUGAGAGCAGUACAGACACAAGGGUGGAGCUCAGUGGAAGGUCUGAUUCCUGAAGAAAGUGACAUUUUGAACAGAGAGCCUGGAAGGAUUGGUGAAUUUGGGACAGAAAUUUUAUGAAUAAGCAUCAGAAGCCAGUGCUAACAGGCCAGCGGUUCAAAACUCGGAAAAGGGAUGAAAAAGAGAAAUUCGAACCCACAGUCUUCAGGGAUACACUCGUCCAGGGGCUUAAUGAAGCUGGUGAUGACCUUGAAGCUGUAGCCAAGUUUCUGGACUCCACAGGCUCAAGAUUAGAUUAUCGUCGCUAUGCAGACACACUCUUUGAUAUCCUGGUGGCUGGCAGUAUGCUUGCCCCUGGAGGGACACGCAUAGAUGAUGGUGACAAGACCAAGAUGACCAACCACUGUGUGUUUUCAGCAAAUGAAGAUCAUGAAACCAUCCGAAACUAUGCUCAGGUCUUCAAUAAACUCAUCAGGAGAUAUAAGUAUUUGGAAAAGGCAUUUGAGGACGAAAUGAAAAAGGUAAAAAUGCAAAUAUAAUGCCAUAUCUGUUUA